AGCCUUUGGUAGAAAUAUUUUUAUAUGAAGGGAAAACUGCGGCAUAAUGGAAUCCGAAGGGAAGAUUUUGCACACAGAAAGAUAUCUUACGAUAAUUUUAUGACACAGAAAGAGAAAGACUUUGUCGCCUUUCUGUUUGAGAGAACUCUUAAGAAGAAAGAACGCGUCUGUCCAGACUUUUAUACCAAAGAAAGAGUUCCCAGACCAGAGCUCCGAAAAAAAGAGGCUUCAGAGGAGGAACGGCUAUUUGAGGGCGUUCUUGGAAUGGCAAUUAGAAAGUCAACUAAGAAAACAAUAACCACAAAGGAUGAAGGCGAAAAUAGCCAAGUAUUCAUUAAAAAGUUAAUCUCUCGAGGAAAAAUAGAAGAAAUAUAUGAUAUUUUAAACAUUUCAGAACUGUUCAUAGAUGAGCCUGCUUCUACAGAGGAUAAAGAUGCAGACUCUAUUGGAACUAACAAAGUAGAUACAGAAGCUAUUAUAGAAAAGCUUAAAGAAAUAGGAGAAGAUCUAUUCAACAUGGACAAGGGGAUAGAGCUAGUUGACAAGCUUCUGUUUACUCGGCCAGAAGAGAGGAAGCAAUACUCAAGCACAAUUGUAUCUAUUCUUAUAGAUAGGAUUCGAUAUAUUUAUUACACAUCAGAUCUCUGUGAUUAUGUGAGUAAGCUGGUUCCUAUUAUAAAAGAGACCCUUCCGUCACUAACGCUAAAGCCAGAAGUUUUGGCCAGUCUGUUUAUUUCUAAUACAACUGGAAUUUUAAUUGGGCACAUUCUUCUAGUUAUAUUCAAGAAAGAAAAUCCAGACCUGCUCUUUGGCAUAUGCAAACUUAUCCCGGGACUUCUUACUCCUGGAUGUAUUUCCAGAAUGUUUUUAAAAAUACCACACCCGCUUAUAUGGAGGUUUUUAGCUGUCUGUUCUAAAAAAAUGCCAUUUUCCGAACUGGCUGAUCUCAGAAAAAGGCUUGAUUCCUACAUAAUAGCAGGGCUUAAAAAGAAAUCCCCUGUCUUGGUUGAUAAUAUAAGAAUAUUUCUUAAAAGAUGCCCGUAA
Nematocida parisii ERTm1 is the source of this 1044-nucleotide messenger RNA. RefSeq lists its product as uncharacterized. The transcript has a single exon. The record is from RefSeq and is a predicted model, not a curated record. Lineage: Eukaryota; Fungi; Microsporidia. The coding region runs from base 25 to 1044 and encodes 339 amino acids.